Messenger RNA from Cynocephalus volans (Philippine flying lemur), 1054 nucleotides. It is a transcript of the gene SDHAF1, whose product is annotated as succinate dehydrogenase complex assembly factor 1. Gene Ontology annotation, biological process: mitochondrial respiratory chain complex II assembly. Gene Ontology annotation, cellular component: mitochondrion. The transcript has a single exon. Lineage: Eukaryota; Metazoa; Chordata; Mammalia; Dermoptera; Cynocephalidae. Bases 51 to 395 code for a protein of 114 amino acids. The record is from RefSeq and is a predicted model, not a curated record.
GGUUGCUGAGUUGUUACGUUGCUGGGUGUUCCCGCAGCCCAGCUGCCAUCAUGAGCCGGCCCAGCCGGCUGCAGAGGCAAGUUCUGAGCCUGUACCGCGAGCUGCUGCGCGCCGGGCGCGGGAAGCCGGGCGCCGAGGCACGGGUGCGGGCCGAGUUCCGGCAAAACGCCUGCCUCCCACGCUCCGACGUGCUACGCAUCGAGUACCUCUACCGCCGCGGGCGGCGCCAGCUACAGCUGCUGCGCUUCGGACACGCCACGGCAAUGGGCGCCUUCGUGCGCCCGCGGGGCAGAACCGAGGAGCCCGGCGGCACGGAGACUGUGGGGAUCCCGUCUGACGACGAUGACGAUCCAAGGAGCCCAAGGGCACCGGAGACCCGGUCCGAAGGACAGUGACAUGCAAAAGGGCUCGCUCGAUGGCUCAGGGAAACUGGGGGACCUGCCUGGUUGCGUGGGGGUGGGGCACCAGGGAACCCGCCUGAUAAAAGGUGGGAAGUCUUGAGAGACUAGCUCGACGAUUGGGGAAACGUCUUCUUGGCGACGUGGAGGACCUAUAAAGCCCCGUGAUGGACCGCGAGAGAUUCCUGACCUUUUCCGAUGUAUGAUGACAGGUCGGACCCCUCCAUGAAGACUUGGGAGUGCCUGGGGCACCAGCGAGCUGGACAAUGUCAAGCUGAGAUCUACUUAUCCAAAGACAUGGACAGAGAGAAUGUGACACCCUUCUCUUGACCUCGAAGAACAUACUCACCCCGGCUCCUCAAGGAGAGUGUCCUUUUCUGUAUUUAACUGUGAGAAGAGCAGGCUUUUUGCUGAGGAGUUUGGGAAGAUGCCCUGAUGAAUGGUGAGAAGCCCGGAAUCCCCCCUUGGAAAACCUUUCCCCUAUUAAUUGUGGUAAACCAGGACCAUGAGGAAAGAUAGGGGUCUUUCACCUCAGCUGACCAACUAAAGACCCCUCAAGAUCCCUACUUGAUGGUUCUGUGGGGCAACCCCGGCUCCUUUGCCCCUUCUGCCUCAGAAAGGGCUUAACAAAGGGAAUAAAAUUGGAAAUGCGCUUA